AUGAUUUUCAAUGUGGACGUUUUCAACGCACUAUACGUGUCGAGCUCAAUGCAGGCUUCUCAGUCGAUUAUGACUGUUGUCCAGAUGGUUGCUUUAGAUGCACUUCUCGCAUGGAUUCCCGCGGGGCAUCCAUUAAAGAACGCUAGCUUUAUCGAGAUUGCUAUUCAAAUAACCGAUGAAGACCCCCAAGCUAGAGAUCGUCUCGCUCAUCCACUCGAGUUGAUUCCUACUCAAAAGUCUCUGGCCACCAUUUUCACGGCCAAAGAGCGACAAAGAUUCCUUCAGCACAGUGCGAGAGUGUUGUUUACAACAGAGUUUGUCAUCCUGGUCGAGUACACGGAAGUCAUCGUGCCGUUUAUCUACAGUACCGAUGUACACAGUUGGGAUUCAUUUGACGACACGGGGUUAGCCAGUAAUCUCGGAAACAUCGUCACGUUUGGAUUCAUAGAGCUCGGAUCGUUGCUGGUCAUCGGAUACCUGAUUCAACGAAUGCUCAAUAUCUCGAUGCUGUACCUGCUUGUGUUCGUACUCGAUCGAAGUUGGCGCAUGGUGCAGUCAAAUCUGUUUUUAUGGAUAUGCUAUACCAUUCAAAACUCGCUAGAACACAACGGUACGUUGACAUAUUCGGAUGGCUAA
Phytophthora infestans T30-4 is the source of this 636-nucleotide messenger RNA. RefSeq lists its product as uncharacterized. Lineage: Eukaryota; Oomycota; Peronosporomycetes; Peronosporales; Peronosporaceae. The record is from RefSeq and is a predicted model, not a curated record. The transcript has 5 exons. Bases 1 to 636 code for a protein of 211 amino acids.